AAUGGGCUGGCCCAUGGGCUUUUAAGGACACCGACUGCGUUAAUCCCCAACAAUACAGAGCUUUUACUAGAUUCUAGAGAGCAGCUGCUUGGCUUGACCUUCUCUACUCUGAACGAUCCCGCCAAAGAACACUCGAGAGAGAGAGACUGUGUGUGAAAAUCAGUGAGCUGAAGAGAUCCAGCGAAGAUGAGUACAAUGAAGUUUUGUCGCGAAUGUAAUAACAUCUUAUACCCAAAGGAAGACAAGGAGCAAUCGAUACUCCUCUACGCUUGCCGUAACUGUGAUCAUCAGGAAGCGGCGGAUAACAACUGUGUGUACAGAAACGAGGUUCAUCAUUCAGUAAGUGAACAAACGCAGAUCCUAUCCGACGUCGCUUCUGACCCCACUCUUCCCCGCACCAAGGCUGUCCGCUGCGCCAAGUGUCAACACGGCGAAGCUGUCUUCUUCCAGGCUACUGCUAGAGGCGAAGAAGGAAUGACUCUGUUCUUCGUUUGCUGCAACCCCAAUUGUGGCCAUCGUUGGAGAGAAUAGGAAACUUUGUAGUAGCUUACUGUGUAAUGUGUUAUUGACUUCCCCUUUUACGUCUUUCAUACGUUCAAUUUGGAGUUUUCUGUUGGCUAAUAUGAAAACUGUGGGAGAUGUUAUCGAGUUCUUGAAUUUUUAGGGUCUUUUAUGAUCAUUUUAGUUUUAUCUAGUCUAAUUAUGAAUUUGCUGA
Messenger RNA from Brassica napus (rape), 715 nucleotides. RefSeq names its product DNA-directed RNA polymerases II, IV and V subunit 9B. Gene Ontology annotation, cellular component: RNA polymerase II, core complex. Gene Ontology annotation, molecular function: nucleic acid binding; zinc ion binding; DNA-directed RNA polymerase activity. Lineage: Eukaryota; Viridiplantae; Streptophyta; Magnoliopsida; Brassicales; Brassicaceae. The record is from RefSeq and is a predicted model, not a curated record. Gene Ontology annotation, biological process: maintenance of transcriptional fidelity during transcription elongation by RNA polymerase II; DNA-templated transcription; transcription-coupled nucleotide-excision repair. Bases 187 to 531 code for a protein of 114 amino acids. The transcript has 4 exons.